Messenger RNA from Cajanus cajan (pigeon pea), 1031 nucleotides. RefSeq names its product Vacuolar calcium-binding protein-like protein. The record is from RefSeq and is a predicted model, not a curated record. NCBI's taxonomy places the organism in Eukaryota, Viridiplantae, Streptophyta, Magnoliopsida, Fabales, Fabaceae.
CUACUAUUCAUGACUUGGCACCUCUAUAUAAACCUCUCACUUUGAUCACCUCACUCACAACUCAAAAUUCACAAACACCCUUCCUUCCUCAUUUACACACCUCUCAGCUUUAUUUCAAUCUCUCUCUCUUUUCCAAAUGGCCAGUGUUGAGGUUGCACAGCAAGCACCAACAACAGUGCAAGAAAAUGAAACAACCGAGGUAACCAAGACCCAGGAAACAAUCCCGGAACAAGUACCAACCACCGAGGUUCCUGCCCCAGAACAACCAGCAGCAGAGGUUCCAGCCCCAGAACAACCAGCAGCUGAAGUUCCUGCCCAAGAAUCGAACACAGAAGAGCCAAAGGAAGAAACCACCGAAGCACCAAAAGAAACAGCAGAAACAACAACUGCAGAAGAAACACAAGAUCCAGAAACCCAAGUUCCUGUUGAAGUUGUAACCGAGGAGGUGGUGACCAAGGAGGCAGAGGAAGAAAAGCCAAAGGAAGAGAAGCCAGCAGAGGAAAAAACUGAAGAAGUGAAAGAGGAGGCACCAGCAGAGGAGCCUAAAGAAACUACUGAAACAGAAUCAGCAACCACAGAGGAAGAGAAGAAACCAGCUGAGUUAGUGGAAGCCACAGAAGAGGUUCCUGUUGAGAAGACUGAAGCUUAGACCUAUGGACAGUGUGAGUAAGAAAACAGGUUUAAAUGGUCCUAGUUGUGGGGAUCGGGUCUACCAUUUUGCAUGCCAAGUUCAAAAGCUUUUUUCUAUUUUAUUUCUUUAGUUUACUUUAUUAUUACUAUUACUAUUAUAUAUGAUGGUUAAGUCCUCGGUUGUAUGGAGGGUAUACCUACGAGUAAGCACGACACUUGGCUCCACAUCAGCGUGCUUGCCAAGUGGCGACAUGAGAAGGAUUUGUGUAUUGAAGUGAGCAAGCUGCUGGUGCUGGAGUUGGGGGUGAUGGUUAUGGUUAUUGGCAGGGUUACAUGAGUUUGUGAUGGUGUGUUACUGUGUUUCUUUAGGUUUGAAUAAAUAAUAUUUACUUUAUAAUUUA